This is a messenger RNA of Pseudogymnoascus verrucosus, 3807 nucleotides long. RefSeq lists its product as uncharacterized. NCBI's taxonomy places the organism in Eukaryota, Fungi, Ascomycota, Leotiomycetes, Thelebolales, Thelebolaceae. Gene Ontology annotation, molecular function: RNA uridylyltransferase activity. The record is from RefSeq and is a predicted model, not a curated record. Bases 523 to 3807 code for a protein of 1094 amino acids. The transcript has 2 exons. Gene Ontology annotation, biological process: RNA 3'-end processing.
CACUUCUUAAAGCUCCAUACGGCUACAUAUUAACUAAAGGAGCUUCGUUUAUCACAUAAAUGAUUCAGGCGCCUCUUGGGCGUUGAUUCAAAAUUCGACUCUGCCCAACCUCUGCUCCACACAUAAAGUGACGACCUAUUCAACUCUACUACGCUCUCUACCUAGACCCUGUCACGGCUAGGAACUACCAGCCCAGUAUACUUUGGUAUAUGGAUAAGAAGAGAUCCGGCUAACAGGAUAUCAUUCUUUGGGGAAUGGCAGCCGCAAAACGGAGCCUAUCAAUCGUAUCAUUCGUCAGAGGCUCGCUCACGUGAAGCUGUACCUUAAGAGGCUACGCCCUGGACACUUCAUCCUAGAGCUAUACUCUCUCGGAAAUACUCCGCGGUUGACAUAGGCUUCGGGGAAGAGGAUCCAUUCCAGGUAUCCUAACGACCGUUUUAUUUCAUUGGUUUUCCGGCAUUGAGCUCUCGGCACUAAAAUCAUCAAGAUACGGAAGGCUCCGUACGCCCAAGUGUCAAAGAGAUGUCUCAGAAUCAUCAACAACAGGAGCUUCCUGAUGGCGCGAAUCUUGAGGACAGGCUCCGCGGCUUAAUUAUGAACAACUCACCAGGUCCUGUUAUUCAAGACCAAAGGCAGCCAGCCGCUCCAGCAUCUGUUCCUACGAUUCCUCCUCAUAUGAGAGGUGCUUCGUUGGCUCAGCAGCAAGACUAUUUGCAGAGAAGUAUGAUGCGUACUCAAGGCCCACCUGCACAGCCAGUGCAGCAAGCUCCGCCUCAGAAGGCCCCUCAAACUACUCACAAGCGCCUUAAUCAAUUUCAGCGCCGACAGCUCGCUUCGCAAAUGGCUAUUCCUGUAAAUGAUAAAGCCUCAGUGUCUACCGCCCCGCAAGGGAGCCCUGGAUUCCAUGGUACCCAACAUCUUUCUCACCGUCUUGCUGGCAAUCCGCAGAAUAGUGUCAUGUUCCAGCAGCAGUCAGAACAAAUUACCUAUCAGCAGGACUUUCAACGUGGCCCCAUGCCUCAGUCAGUUGUGCACCGUGGCCCAGGGUUCCAAGAUACCCACGUGAGAGGCCCGCCUCCUGGGCUUGGUGGUGAAUUUAGAGGGCAAGCCCCUGGGUAUCAGCAAGGCCAUUCCCAACAGCAGUGGCAGCAAGGUCGUCAGAAUUUCCAGCAAGAUCGCCAGAGCUUCCAACAAGGACCAUCACAGUUUCAACAGCGCCCACCCCCGCAGAAUCGUCAACUGUUCCAACCGGGAGGAUAUGGAGCACCUCUUCGUACUAUAGCUCCCUAUGGCGUCUCGCCAGAGCAGAUCGCUGCCCAGAGUGAUUUUCUUGAGAGCUUGGUCCAGGCAAUCGUUCCUCAUGUUGGAGUUAAUACCGAGGAGAUUGCGGAAAAAGAGGCCUUCAGAGCAAAAGCCGAGCAAGUAUGUCGGGAUGCAGUUGUCAAGUACGAGCGAGAGGAGCUAGGGAAUCAGGACUUUGUGCCUGAGUCAGUGCAGUUGACGUGCUUUGGGAGUAUGGCGUCUGGGUAUGCAACUAAGGGAUCGGAUAUGGAUUUGGCAUUGCUCAGUCCGUUGUCUUUGAUACCUCCGGAGUCCUCUGAAUCCCCGAUCCCGAGAAUACUUGAGAAAGCAUUGCUUGAGUGGGGGUGUGGUGCGAGGCUGUUAACGAGAACACGAGUUCCGAUUAUCAAGUUGUGUGAGAAGCCAACUGAGAAACUAAGGGCCGACUUACUUCAAGAACGAUUGAAGUGGGAGAAUGGGUUUGAUGUGGAUGAACCUGAUGAGGAUGUCGUUGAGGAGGACUUAGAUGCUGUCGAGAAAGACGAGGUACCGGAGAACGCCGAGAAGCCCACAGUUGCUGUAAUCGAAAAAGCGAAGACUGCUGAAGAGAUAUACACCGAGACACUGUCCACUUUCCGUCAAAAGAAGAACCUCUCCCUUGGCGAUUACUAUGGCUCUGCGAAACGACUUUUGCGGCAGUUAGGAGGACGGGAUGUCGGGGCAGCGUAUGGAACGAACCCAACUGAAGAUGAGGUUAGAAUCCUCGCAGAUGUUUGCGAAGCCUUUGUCAACGGUCUCGAGAACCAGGAACUCAGGGAUCAGCUUGUCCAAUACAAGUCCCUAGUCUUCGACCGAGUCGGAAACCCUGCAAUGGCAAAAUCUCUUGGUGGAGUCUAUCAACAGAUCGAAGGAGAGCGCCUAGCCAUGGCAUGGAGCUCUAGACCUUUGCCAGAGAUGACUGAGCGGUCGGAAGGGUUUUCGGAUGAUCUGAUCAAGCAAUGGAGGACGCUAUUAGACUGCAAUACAGCAGAGUCUGCAGUGUACAAUAGACGGCUUCACCAAUCACUGGAAAGGUUGAAGAAGGUAGCUUCGUUGCAACUCGUAUUCCUUGAGCAUCAGGAAAAUGAGAGCGCAGCGCAGUACUAUGCGAGAGUUCGCAAGCUCUUGCUCGAACUUGGUGGCAAGGAUGAGCCUGGUGCCGAGAAUACUGCUCUGGCUAUUGUGAUCACACACUACAUCAACGGCGCGAGGGGCAUCAAAAUCCGCGAAACCCUACAGUCCAUAGUUUCUCGGAACCCGCCUCUUUCUCUCAGCACAAUCGGCCUCCAUCACCGAAUCCUCGAAUUAGCGCGCGACUUUGAGAAAGCAUUAGCUAAAAAUACCUACCAAGAAGCAGACCGCCCAUAUGUUGAGAUGUACAUCUCUGUCCUGCUAUCAGCCAGCACUGGCACAGAAACCUCGGCACCGCUCCUACCAUCUACACCACACCUCCUCCCCCUCCUCGAGAAAAUCGCCACCCUCCCCGACCCAACGCACGCCUGCAAGCCCCGGGACCGCUACCAUGACCACCUCGAGUUCCCCAAAACGAAAAUCGGUAUCCAGUGCGAUAUCAAUUUUGCCGCCUCGCUCGCCCUCCACAACACAACCCUCCUGCGCUGCUACUCCCUCACCGAUCCGCGCAUCAAGCCGAUGAUCCUCUUCGUUAAGCACUGGGCCAAACGCCGCGCCAUCAACACGCCCUACCGCGGCACCCUCUCCAGCUACGGCUACGUCCUAAUGGUGCUCCACUACCUCGUCAAUAUCGCCCAGCCCCCCCUUGCACCAAACCUCCAACACCACAACCCUCCUCCACACGCUCCCGCCAUCGCACCACAAACCUGCCAAGGCGCCAACGUCACUUUUUGGCGCGAUGAGCGCGAACUGACCGACCUUGCACGCCGCGGGCUGCUGAACCAUAAUGGCGAAAGUGUCGGGUCGUUGCUGAGGGGAUUCUUCGAGUACUACGCGCAGAACGGGCCGAUGAGCGGUGGUGGUGGACGCGGAUUCGAUUGGGGACGCGAAGUACUCAGUUUGCGGACUCGAGGCGGCUUGCUCACGAAGCAGGAGAAGGGGUGGGUAGGCGCUAGAACCGUGACGCAAACUACUACCGAGGCUGCGCCGGCGGCAACAACAGCGGUAGCUAACGGAACCGGUGCGCCGGGGUCGCCUGGUGCAGCGCGGAAGGUGGUGCGCAAGGAGGAGGUGAAGGAGAUUCGGCACCGGUACCUGUUUGCGCUUGAGGAUCCGUUUGAGCUUGAUCAUAAUGUGGCGCGCACGGUGACGCAUAAUGGGAUUGUGGCGAUUCGGGAUGAGUUCCGGAGGGCGCUGAGGGUGGUGAGGGGUGUGGGGAGGGGAGGGGGAAAGGAUGAGGGGGGGUUGCUGGAUGAGGUUAGAGCGGAGGAGGGAGGGAAGGAGGGAGUGGUGGAGGGGAUGAAGGUUAUUCAUGGGCUUGGGGCGGAGUUUGGGGGUGCUACGGCUGAGGCUUGA